This is a messenger RNA of Elephantulus edwardii (Cape elephant shrew), 1602 nucleotides long. RefSeq names its product copine III (gene CPNE3). Gene Ontology annotation, molecular function: calcium-dependent phospholipid binding; receptor tyrosine kinase binding. Bases 1 to 1602 code for a protein of 533 amino acids. Gene Ontology annotation, cellular component: plasma membrane. Lineage: Eukaryota; Metazoa; Chordata; Mammalia; Macroscelidea; Macroscelididae. Gene Ontology annotation, biological process: cellular response to calcium ion; ERBB2 signaling pathway. The record is from RefSeq and is a predicted model, not a curated record. The transcript has 15 exons.
AUGGCUGCCCAGUGUGUCACAAAGGUGGAGCUGAAUAUUUCUUGUGAUAAUCUCCUGGAUAAAGAUGUCGGAUCAAAGUCAGACCCUUUGUGUGUGCUGUUCUUCAAUACGAGUGGUCAGCAGUGGUAUGAGGUUGAACGCACAGAAAGGAUUAAGAAUUGUUUGAGUCCUAGAUUUUCCAAGACGUAUAUUAUUGAUUAUUACUUUGAAGUGGUUCAGAAACUGAAAUUUGGCAUUUAUGAUAUCGACAAUAAGACUAUUGAUCUGAGUGAUGAUGAUUUCUUGGGAGAAUUUGAAUGUACCCUGGGACAGAUUGUCUCCAAUAAGAAGCUAACUCGACCACUGGUGCUUAAAAAUGGGAAACCUGCAGGAAAAGGGACAAUUACGAUACUGGCUGAAGAAAUAAAGGAUAACAGAGUGGUCUUAUUUGAAAUCGAAGCAAGGAAACUGGAUAAUAAGGAUCUGUUUGGAAAGUCAGACCCAUACUUGGAAUUCCACAAACAGACAUCUGAUGGAAACUGGCUAAUGGUUCAUCGAACAGAGGUCAUUAAAAAUAACUUGAAUCCUGUAUGGAGGCCUUUUAAAAUCUCUCUUAACUCCCUCUGCUAUGGAGACAUGGACAAAAUCAUUAAGGUAGAGUGUUAUGAUUAUGACAAUGAUGGGUCACAUGAUCUCAUUGGAACAUUUCAAACCACCAUGACCAAACUGAAGGACGCCUCCAGAAGCUCACCUAUAGAGUUUGAAUGCAUAAAUGAGAAGAAGAGGCAGAAGAAGAAAAGCUACAAAAAUUCAGGUGUUGUCAGUGUGAAACAGUGCGAGAUUACAGUGGAAUGCACGUUCCUUGACUAUAUCAUGGGAGGAUGUCAGUUGAAUUUUACUGUGGGCGUGGACUUCACUGGCUCCAAUGGUGAUCCGAGGUCUCCCGACUCCCUCCACUACAUCAGUCCCAAUGGUGUUAAUGAGUAUUUGACUGCUAUCUGGUCUGUGGGACAGGUCAUUCAAGAUUAUGAUGCUGAUAAGAUGUUCCCAGCUUUCGGUUUUGGUGCUCAGAUACCACCUCAGUGGCAGGUAUCACAUGAAUUUCCAAUGAACUUUAAUCCAUCCAAUCCCUAUUGUAAUGGAAUCCAAGGCAUUGUAGAAGCAUAUCGGGCUUGCCUUCCACAGAUAAAACUUUAUGGACCAACCAAUUUUUCUCCAAUCAUCAAUCAUGUGGCCAGGUUUGCUGCUGCAGCCACACAACAACAGACAGCUUCUCAAUAUUUUGUGCUCCUGAUUAUUACUGAUGGUGUGAUCACAGACCUUGAUGAAACCAGACGAGCUAUCGUUAAUGCUGCCAAGCUGCCCAUGUCCAUUAUCAUUGUGGGAGUUGGAGGAGCUGAUUUUAGUGCCAUGGAGUUUCUGGAUGGUGAUGGUGGGAGUCUUCGGUCCCCAUCAGGCGAGGUGGCCGUCAGAGACAUCGUCCAGUUUGUGCCUUUUAGACAGUUUCAGAAUGCUCCGAAAGAAGCCCUUGCUCAGUGUGUCCUGGCCGAGGUUCCCCAGCAGGUGGUGGGCUACUUCAACACAUACAAACUGCUUCCUCCCAAGAACCCAGCAUCGAAAUAA